CAAUCAGAAGCGCCUCAGCGCCUCGUGGGCGUGGCCAAGCCGAGCCCCUCCCACCGCCGUUGCUUUGGCGGCGGAGCGGCGCGGUUCGGUUCGGCUUCGGUUCGGGCGAUGAAGAACCGGAGGCUGUUCCCGAUUCGGGGCCGCGGGGAACCCGGUGAAACCCUGCUGAGCUCCGGCGGCGGUACCUGGUGACCUGCGGGACGUUGGACCUGUGCUAUGCGGUGGUGGCUCCGCGCGGCCUUCCUCAGCCUGCUCGCUGGGACCGACGGCAGCGGGCAGAGCGGGGCCGUGGUGGGUCGAGUCGGAGACAGCGCUGUGUUGGGUUGCGAUCUGUUGGGAACCCAAUCGAACCGACCGCCGCUUUACGUCAUCGAGUGGCUCCGGGUCGGUUUCGUCCUCCCCAUCUUCAUCAAAUUCGGCCUUUACUCACCGCGAGUGGAUCCGGAGUACAUCGGUCGCGUGCGGAUCGAGGAGGGCGCAUCACUACGCAUCGACCUGCUGCGUGCUGAGGACCAGGGUUGGUACGAGUGCCGUGUGCUUUUCCUCGACCGACCCAGCAACGACGCUGACUUCCAAAACGGGACCUGGAUCCACCUCACUGUCAAUGCACCCCCAACCUUCUUGGUGACCCCCCCGGCGUUUGUGGAGGUGCGGGACCGCGAUGCGCUGAGCCUCACCUGCAUGGCCGUGGGCAACCCACAGCCCAUCAUCAGCUGGAAGAGGAGUGACCUGGCCUUGCAGAGCGGGGACACAGUGCAGGUGAGGAACGGGACGCUGAGCAUCGCCGCGGUGGAGCGCACCAGUGCGGGCACCUACACGUGCCAUGCAUCCAGCAAGGAGGGCACCAUCACCCACACCACCCGUGUGCUCGUGCAGGGGCCGCCCGUUAUCGUGGUGCCACCGCAGAAUGUCACCGUUAAUAUCUCCCAAGAUGCCUUCCUGGCAUGCCAGGCUGAGGCAUACCCAGGAAACCUCACGUACACCUGGUUCCAGGGCAGCAGCAAUGUCUUCCAUCUCAGCCACCUCCAGGCACGGGUACGCAUCCUGGUGGAUGGGAGCCUCCUGCUCCAGCGAACCACCCCAGAUGAUGCAGGCAAAUACACCUGCAUUGCCAGCAACGGGCUGUGGAAGCCGCCUUCAGCCUCAGCCUUCAUCACAGUGCUGUACCCAGCACAGGUGACAACCAUGCUGCCAGAGACCCACCUGCCCAAGGGAAUGCGAGGCAUCAUCCGAUGCCCCACCAGAGCCAACCCCCCUCUGCUCUCCGUCAGCUGGACACGGGAUGGACGCCCACUGGAGCUGGGCAAGUUCCCAGGGUGGUCCACGAGACCUGAUGGUUCCAUCAUCAUCGCCACGGGGAAUGAUGAUGCUCUAGGGGUGUACACCUGCACCCCCUACAACAGCUACGGCACCGCCGGUGCAUCCCGACCCACCCGUGUCCUGCUGAAGGAUCCCCCCACCUUCACGGUGCGUCCCAAGGAGGAGUAUUUCCAGGAGGUGGGCAGGGAGCUGGUGAUCCCCUGCAUGGCCCACGGGGACCCACCACCCACCAUCACCUGGGGGAAGGUGGGCAGUGCAGGGCAGAUUGGUGCCCAGGUGGAUGGGAACAGCAGCCUCAUCUUCCAACCCAAGCCAUUCUGUUAUUCAAUGAUUUUCACCCCGUUCUUGCCCACUCUUUUCUCCCCAGGCUUCCCAGUGACCACAGUGCCUCCGGAGCCACCGGCCAUCACCGUGCACAUCCUCCUGUCCCCACCUCAGGCUCUGAGUGCCAACCAGACAGCACGAGGAGUCCUACUACGUUGGCAGCCCCCAGAGCAGCUCUCGGUGCCGCUGAGUGGUUACGCCUUGGAGCUGCGGCAGGACCGGGGUGGUUGGGAGGUGCUGGAACGCUCCAUCCCCAGCACGGAGAGCCAGGUGUUGGUGCCAGGGCUCAUCAAGGACGCCUUCUAUGAGUUCCGCCUGGUGGCCUUUGCUGGCAGCUACAUCAGCGACCCCAGCAACACAGUGAACGUCUCUACAGCAGGGAUGGAGGUGUACCCAUCCCGCACGCAGCUCCCCGAGCUGCUCCCACAGCCUGUGCUGGCCGGGGUGAUUGGUGGAAUCUGCUUCCUCAGCGUGGCCAUCAUCUUCAGCACCACGGCCGCCUGCAUCAUGAAUCGACGGCGCGCCGCACGCAUCCGGAAACGACAGCGAGAUCCACCGCUUGUCUUCUCCCCCAGCAAGAAGCUCCCAGCUGCUCACCCUUCUCACACCUCUGAUAGCCCACCCAGCACAGCCAAGCUAAAGCUGCAUCCCUCUCCGUGCCCCAGCCUACGCCGGGCUCUGUUAUGGGGUGAGAAGGCAGGCACCAGCCUGGGGCUGAGCAUCGCUGGGGGGUCCGGUGCUGGAUACACCCUCUAUGAGAGCCACGUUGGGGAGCACGUCCCACUGGAGCGCAUCCGCCGCGGCCCCGACGGCCGCUUCGUGGUGGAGACCACCGAAAGGACCCCCCCACAACAGGACCCCCCCUCUGCACAUCGCCAGGAAACGGAGCCCAUCUGGCACAAGGAGGUGGCGUUACGUCCUCGCCCCCCCCGAAAUCCCCCAGUGCCCUCUGGCCGCCGUCGGGGUCGAUAUUUCGGAUACGGCAGCAGCAGCCCUGUGGAUGAAGAUGCUGCCCUGUGCAUCCUCGAUGUCAGCCCUGUGGCCUCUCCUGCCACUCUGCCUUACAGCCCUGACCCCCCCAGUACCCGUUGGGACUCACUGCCCCCCCAGGGCGCCCCCCCGGACUCCAACACCCCGCAGCGGACUGCGUCCCCCCCACCCCAAAGCAGCAUCCUGCAGUACCUCAGCCUGCCCUUCUUCAAGGAGAUGUGCGUGGAUGGCGACUGGCCCCCCACCGAGGAACCACAGCAGCCCCCCACACCCCCCCAGCAGCAGCCCGAGGGGGGGCAGGACUGCACAGAUCCAUGUGCCAAGCUCCCCUCGGCCCCCACCCUCCUACAGCCCCCCAAGGUGCCACUGGGCCCCAUUAAAGCCUCGCUGCCUGGCCCCCCCGUAUGGUCGACCCCCCCGGAACCGACCCGCCGUGGCCCUUCUAUUGAUAAGACUGAAAGUAGGGAGGUGCCCCCCCCUGAGAAACUGCCUCGGGGCAGCCUGACCAGCCAAAGCAGUGGCCGUGGCAGUGCAUCCUUCCUGAGACCCCCCUCACUCACACCAUCCCUGGGGGGACCCGGACCUGGAACCCCCCCAGGGGAUGGGGGCAGCUGGAAGGUGGGCACCGAGCCAGUCCCCAUUGUGGGGGGGAAAAGGAGGGACACAUCUGUGGACGAGAGCUACGAAUGGGACACGGAGGUGACAUUGGCCACCGACCUGCUGGCUGCCCUGCAGCUGUACCGCCCAGCAGAGCCCCCCCAGCCCCUCUCCACCAUCACCUUGCGGGACCUGGAGCAUCAAAGCAUGGCAAACCGGGGACCAUCGUAUGGGCUGAGCCGGGAGGUGCAGCAAAAGAUUGACCGUCAGUACGACCCCGAGCUGGAGCAGCUUUUGGUGCGCUGGAUGGUGGGGCAGUGCGGUGAGGACAUCCUCCAACCCACGCCUGGACGUGAUGGAUUUCAGCAGUGGCUCAAGGAUGGCACCGUCCUGUGCCGCCUCAUCAACAGCCUCUAUCCUCGAGGCCAAGCACCGGUGGCCAAAAUCCAGGCAUCUACCAUGGCCUUCAAGCAGAUGGAGCAGAUCUCCCAGUUCCUGCAGGCAGCUGAGCGUUACGGCAUCGCCGCCACCGACAUCUUCCAGACGGUGGAUCUGUGGGAAGGGAAGAACAUGGCGUGCGUGCAGAGGACGCUGAUGAACCUGGGCAGCUUGGCGGUGGCCAAAGGCGAUGGGCUCUUCGUGGGAGACCCCAACUGGUUCCCUAAGAAAUCACAGGAGAACCGCCGCGUCUUCUCGGAGGAUAAACUGAAGGAGGGGCAGAGCGUCAUCGGGCUGCAGAUGGGCACCAACCGUGGUGCCUCGCAGGCGGGCAUGACCGGGUAUGGGAUGCCCCGACAGAUCCUCUGAACGGCCCCAAAACACCCCCCCCCCCACCCCAACCCCAAAGCUUCCAUGGGGCUUGGGGGGGGGGGGGAGAGGGGUUGGGGUCCCCAAAGCGCAUCGCUCUUCCCCGUGGACCCACCCCCAUGGACCAACCUAUGGACCCCUCCAUGGACCAACAGGGGCUGUGCCCACACAGCAGGACCAAAAUCUGUGGUUUUUUUUUAUAAUAAUUAUAUUGUCUCCGUGUCCCAACCCCUCCCCCCCCUCUCCUUGUCAUCCCAACACCGCUGUGCCUUGGGGGGGCCGUGCUGGGGAGAGCCCCCCACCCCCCCAGUGGCUCUCGCCCCAAUAAAUGGCCCCUUCUUGUUUA
Molecule: messenger RNA, 4384 nt
Organism: Phasianus colchicus (ring-necked pheasant)
Lineage: Eukaryota; Metazoa; Chordata; Aves; Galliformes; Phasianidae
Source: RefSeq, a predicted model, not a curated record